GCACGGAAUACCACAUUACUAUCUUCUCCCUGUGAGUGGGACUGGCACCCCAGCUACAGAUCCAGGCAGAAGUACCCCCCGAAGCAGAGACCUGGGCCUUUGCACGGCCUGCCUUCUCAGGCUCCAGGCAUGGAAGAGCUGAUAUGGGAGCAGUAUACUGUGACCCUGCAGAAGGAUUCCAAAAGAGGAUUUGGAAUUGCUGUGUCUGGAGGCAGAGAUAACCCCCACUUUGAGAAUGGAGAAACAUCCAUCGUCAUUUCUGAUGUGCUCCCUGGGGGACCUGCGGAUGGCCUGCUCCAAGAAAAUGACAGGGUGGUCAUGGUUAACGGCACCUCCAUGGAGGAUGUACCGCAUUCGUUUGCAGUUCAGCAGCUGAGAAAAAGCGGGAAGAUCGCUGCCAUUGUGGUCAAGCGGCCGCGGAAGGCCUCGGUGCACGACAGCUCGUCCCUCAGCCAUGAUGACCGGGCUUUUGAAGUGAUGGAUGAGUUUGAUGGCCGAAGUUUCCGCAGCGGGUACAGCGAGAGGAGCCACCACAGCAGCCACGAGGGGCUCAGCCGCAGCUGGGAGGACGGCCCAGACCGGGGCCGUGCCCAGCACCGCACGCGGAGCCAGAGCCGGGGCCAGGACCGCAGCCGGGAGCGCAGCCGGGGCCGCAGCCUGGAGCGCGGCCUGGACGACUAUGGGCGCAGCCGGGGCCGCAGCCUGGAGCGCGGCCUGGAUGAAGACUUCGGGUCAUCCCGGAAGAGGGACCCCAGCCGUGGCCGGAGCAUUGACCGGGACUACGAGCACACCUAUCACCGCGCCUAUGAUGCUGACUUCGAACCCUCCUACAGCCCAGCUGCUGGCGAUCGCCGCCGAGCCCAGCCCGAGGCGCGCUUCGACGGCUCCCGGAGCCGCAGCCGGGAGCACCUGCGCUCACGCAGCCCCAGCCCCGAGCCCAGGGGCCGCCUGGACCCCGACAGGCCCAUCGGGGUCCUUCUGACCAAAAACAGAGCAAAUGAAGAGUAUGGCCUCCGCCUGGGGAGUCAGAUCUUCAUCAAGGAAAUGACCAGAACGGGUCUGGCAACCAAAGACGGCAACCUUCAUGAAGGAGACAUUAUUCUCAAGAUCAAUGGGACUGUCACUGAGAACAUAUCUUUAACGGAUGCUCGAAAACUGAUAGAAAAAUCCAGAGGGAAACUUCAGCUGGUGGUGUUGAGAGACAGCAAGCAGACUCUAAUCAACAUCCCCUCACUAAAUGACAGUGACUCAGAAAUAGAAGAUAUCUCAGAGAUAGAGUCAAACCGAUCCUUUUCUCCAGAGGAGAGACGUCACCAGUAUUCUGAUUAUGAUUAUCAUUCUUCCAAUGAGAAGCUGAAGGAAAAGCCGAGUUCAAGGGAGGACACACCAAACAGAUUGUCCAAGAUGGGAGCCACUCCCACCCCGUUCAAGUCUGUGGGGGACAUCACAGCUGCUGUUGCUGCGGAGAAUAACAAGGAAUCCAGAUACCAAGAGGAGCCCCCAAUUCCUCAACCCAGAGCAGCCCCAAGAACUUUCCUUCGGCCUAGUCCUGAAGAUGAAGCAAUAUAUGGCCCCAACACCAAGAUGGUGAGGUUCAAGAAGGGAGAAAGUGUGGGCCUGCGGCUGGCUGGCGGCAACGACGUGGGGAUAUUUGUGGCUGGCAUUCAGGAGGGAACCUCAGCAGAGCAGGAAGGCCUUCAAGAAGGAGACCAGAUUCUGAAGGUAAACACACAGGACUUCAGAGGGCUGGUACGGGAGGAUGCUGUUCUCUACCUGUUAGAAAUCCCCAAAGGUGAAAUGGUGAGCAUCCUGGCUCAGAGCCGCGCUGAUGUGUAUAGAGACAUCCUGGCCUGUGGCAGAGGAGACUCGUUUUUCAUAAGAAGCCACUUUGAGUGUGAGAAGGAGACUCCACAGAGCUUGGCCUUCACCAGGGGGGAGAUCUUCCGUGUGGUGGACACCCUGUAUGACGGCAAGCUGGGCUACUGGCUGGCCGUGAGGAUUGGAAAUGAACUGGAGAAAGGCUUAAUCCCCAACAAAAGCCGAGCGGAACAAAUGGCUAGUGUCCAGAAUGCCCAGAAAGACAAUGCUGGGGACAGGGCCGACUUCUGGAGGAUGCGUGGCCAGAGGUCGGGGGUGAAGAAGAACCUGAGAAAGAGUCGGGAAGACUUAACAGCUCUCGUGUCUGUGAGCACCAAAUUCCCAGCUUACGAGAGGGUAUUGUUGAGAGAAGCUGGUUUCAAGAGACCGGUGGUCCUUUUUGGCCCCAUUGCUGAUAUAGCCAUGGAGAAGUUGGCAAAUGAGUUACCAGACUUCUUCCAAACUGCUAAGACGGAACCGAAAGAUGCAGGAUCUGAGAAACCUAAUGGAGUUGUUCGAUUAAAUACCGUGAGGCAAAUAAUUGAGCAGGACAAGCAUGCACUCCUGGACGUGACUCCCAAAGCUGUGGACCUGCUGAAUUACACCCAGUGGUUCCCGAUUGUGAUUUUUUUCAACCCAGACUCCAGACAAGGUGUCAAGGCCAUGAGACAGAGGUUGAACCCAACGUCCAACAAAAGUUCACGGAAGCUAUUUGAUCAGGCCAACAAGCUCAAAAAGACCUGCGCCCAUCUUUUUACAGCCACCAUCAAUUUAAAUUCGGCCAAUGACAGCUGGUUUGGCAGCUUGAAGGACACUAUUGAGCAUCAGCAGGGAGAAGCAGUUUGGGUCUCUGAAGGAAAGAUGGAAGGGAUGGAUGAUGAUCCUGAAGAUCGCAUGUCCUACUUAACCGCCAUGGGCGCGGACUAUCUGAGUUGCGACAGCCGUCUCAUCAGUGACUUUGAAGACACCGACGGCGAGGGAGGCGCCUACACUGACAAUGAGCUGGAUGAGCCAGCGGAGGAGCCGCUGGUGUCUUCCAUCACCCGCUCCUCUGAGCCGGUGCAGCAUGAGGAGAGCAUAAGGAAACCCAGCCCAGAGCCACGAGCUCAGAUGUGGAGGGCUGCUAGCAGAGAUCAACUUAGGGACAAUAGCCCACCUCCGGCAUUCAAGCCAGAGCCGCCCAAGGCUAAAAGCCAUAACAGAGAAGAUUCUUAUGACUUCUCCAAAUCCCAGGAAUACAAGCCAAACUUCGCAGCUGGGAAUGAAGUUCUCACGUCUACCAAAAGUUGCCCUCCCCCAGUCGCAGCGAAACCGGCCUUUGGUCGACCUGUCCUGAAGCCUUCCACUCCCGUCCCUUCCCCUGAGGGCGGAGAGGCAGAGGAGAGUAAUGACGAGCAAGAAAACACUCCCAAAUCAGUCCUGGGCAAAGUCAAAAUAUUUGAGAAGAUGGACCACAAGGCCAGGCUGCAGAGAAUGCAGGAGCUCCAAGAAGCCCAGAAUGCCAGGCUGGAAAUUGCUCAGAAACAUCCGGAUAUCUAUGCGGUUCCGAUCAAAGGGCCCAAGCCAGAAGCCGGCCUGCCCAACUACAUGAGUUCCAGACCCCCUGAGCCACAGAAAGGACCCUCCAGGCUUUACCAGGACACCCGGGGAAGUUUUGGCAGUGACCCCGAGGAGCAAUAUCGCCAGCAGCUGGCUGACCAAACAAAACGGGGUUACUACAACUCGCCCUCCAGGUACCGAGACACCGAAUUAUAGAUGGGGUACCAUGGACAUUCGUGUGGCAUCCGAUGGACAUUCCUUCCUGUGAGGCCUCCCGAGGAGAACUUCUCCAGUUCAAGGGCACUGUGGAGAUGGGACGGGGCUAACUGUAGGCGCUGUUGAUGCCACUGGGAUAGCGCAGUUUGUUACAACAUGGCUCUGUGUGUGUGUGUGUAUGUGCAUGUGUCUGUGCGCACGUGCGCGUGCACACGGCGGGGAAGCUCAGAAUUAAGAACACCAGCACAGUCUGAUACUGUCACUGACUUGGCUUCUGUGGACCAAAAUCUGUAUUAAUCCUUUGUGAAUUUUUAAAUAUGUAUAUUAAGGAGCAAUAACUUCUUCCUCAUUCACGGCUGCCUUCUAGCGCUGUUUCACUGUGAGGCAGAUGUGAAAAGAGAAAUUAAAAAACAAACUGUUGGAUUCAGAUUGUUUAAAGAAGUAUUUUAUGACAACUCUCUUAAGUGCCUUUGAUGCGAAGUGUCUUUAAAUUCUCUUCCUUUGAAGCUCUAUGCAAAGCCAUAGUGGACUAAAACUUUAUUUUGACUAAAUUUUGAUACCAGUUUAAUAGCUGUGUUUCCCCCCUGCCCCGCAUCCUCUUCAAAGCAUUUGUCUUUGUGAUAUUUUCCGUAAAUUUUGAUUGUACCCAGAAGAGUUGUACUUGGUAAGUCUGGCUGCGAGUGCUAAUAAAAAAGCAGACCACUAGCAGACCCAGAAAAUAGGGAGAUUUUUGGUGUUGUUUGUUUAAAACAAUAUUCUAUCCCAAAGCUGAUACUUGAGAAAAAUGUAUUUUAUUUCCACAAGUGUAUGGAUCUACAGCAGUUUUAUAAUUUAAUAAACGGAGUACCUUGCA
Messenger RNA from Dipodomys ordii (Ord's kangaroo rat), 4465 nucleotides. RefSeq names its product tight junction protein 2 (gene Tjp2). The record is from RefSeq and is a predicted model, not a curated record. Lineage: Eukaryota; Metazoa; Chordata; Mammalia; Rodentia; Heteromyidae. The transcript is spliced from 23 exons. Gene Ontology annotation, biological process: cell-cell junction organization; cell-cell adhesion; positive regulation of blood-brain barrier permeability. Gene Ontology annotation, molecular function: cell adhesion molecule binding. Gene Ontology annotation, cellular component: bicellular tight junction; plasma membrane. Bases 130 to 3612 code for a protein of 1160 amino acids.